GUGGACCCCGUGUCACUCUUCGCGUUUUCGAGGCUCGACCGCGAAACCGAACGCACGGUAACGAGGAAAAACCCACGAGUUGGGAGUCGGUGAAGAAGUUUCACUCGCUACAAUUCGCCAUUCCUCCUGGAAGAUGAUGCUAAACGUUCUCUCGAUAUGUCUCGCUCUCAUUCUGGGAGCUCAAGGCGCAUACGUCAACGAUAAUCAGAUCGAAAUGCGGAAAAUCGCUGCUCAGGGACGCUUGCACAGGGCUGUAGCCCAAUUCGCGGCCACGGGUCGAGGUUUGAGCGGGAUAACUGAAGUCGUCAUGAGAGCGGUUGAGAGGUCCAUGGAGGCAAUACCGUCCAUUCCCAGUCUCGAUCCCCAGGAAUGUAUGAAGAGAUCCGUCUGCGAAGCUCACAAUCAACCAGACCGUUACGGGGUUGUGGGACUAGCGCUCCAGCUGAUAUUCCCGCCUUACCUGACUGGCGAGAGUGAAGACGCGCCCCUGAUCUCGAAGUAUCAGCAGGCAGCACGUUACGGACGCCGCAACGAUGCGGAAUGCGGACGGCAUUUCGACGGAUGCAUCGUGUCCCCGAUGGAAGUUACACAGAAACUCCUCAACUACAUCAUGCAGCAAAUGAAGUAA
Messenger RNA from Galendromus occidentalis (western predatory mite), 628 nucleotides. RefSeq lists its product as uncharacterized. NCBI's taxonomy places the organism in Eukaryota, Metazoa, Arthropoda, Arachnida, Mesostigmata, Phytoseiidae. The transcript is spliced from 4 exons. Bases 134 to 628 code for a protein of 164 amino acids. The record is from RefSeq and is a predicted model, not a curated record.